GAGAGCUCUCAGUGACGAGCAGCAGCAACAGCAGCCGCAGCAGCAACAGCAACAGCAGCCAGACUCUCGCACCCUUUCCUGCUCUGCAUCGAGCAUCGCAAGCAAGCCGCGAAGGGUAUCGCACGGGUCGCGCGUAUCCUUGCCAGCCACAACAACACCAAACUUCAAGCGAACCAGGCGACGGGCUGCACUAAAGCAACCACACUCUGUGGCCGCAGUCCGCAGUCAAUAUCCAGCAGCAUCCGAGAAGUAGUAGUAGCAGCGGUAGUAGUAGCAGCAGUAGAGCACAGCUACUAGUCAGGAGCUGUUCGCGUAUCUGUUCUGUUGACCACUCGUUUCGGUUCCGCGUCGUUGGUCGGUCGGUCGGUCGGUCGGUUGGAGUGUACCUGUAUUUUGAGGGUUUUUUGGGCCUGCGCGCGCCCGCGCGUGUGUGUGUGUGUCGAAAGUGUGUGGUGUGUUGUGCGUGCGGUGCCGUUUUCCAUCCGGGGAGUUGGGGGCGGGUCGGAGUUGUAGUGUGCGGGGUUUUUUUCCCCCCCCCCCGGGAGGGAGGGAGGCAGAAGAUUCAUGGUUCAGGUCCAGGCCGGUGGCCAAUGGAAGGCGGCUGGUGGCCGUACCACCGUGGAUUGAGGGAGAGAAAGAGCGAGAGAGAGAGAGAGAGAGAACAUCGCGCCAAGCGUCGGCAGUAGUAGCACUGUAGCCGUCGUCCUGCCGUGUGCCUCGACAAUCAACAACCAACCAACUCCCACAGCCGCCGAGCGAUCAACAAGCAAUCAAUAACAGACGCCGGAAGACGCCUCGAACAACUCGAACUUGGAGAGGUCCGUGCGCGCGUGUCAGUGUGUGUGUGAGUGUGAGUGUCAACGGGGUCUCGACGAAACAGGUCCUUCGGUUGUCGUAAGUGUUUCGAUAGAAUGGUCGCCACCGUCACGAGAAGACCGUUCCUAUCGGUGGCCGGUGGUCCCGCGCUGUUCCUGUUGCUGUUGCUACAGCAGCUCCUGCUAGUAGCAGGUCAUCGCGGCGGUAACGGGGGUGGUGGUGGUUCGCAGCAUACGCAGUUCCUGCGCAGCUUCGCACCGCACGCAACGCCCCUGAACGAUCCGUGCUACGAUGAGGAUAGACCGCGCCGCUGCAUGCCGGACUUUGUGAACGCCGCGUUCGGCGUACCGAUCGAGGCGUCGUCCGUGUGCGGCCACGAGCAGCCCGCGCGCUUCUGCGACCAGCGCGCGACCGGCAGCGGCAGCGACCUAGCGACCGGCAUCGGGGCAUCCUCCGCACCGUCGACGCUGAUCGGCCCCGGGCGGACUGGCGCGACGCAGGAAGCGACGACGACGCUCGCGUGCGAAAUCUGUGACGCGUCGGAACCGACCAAACGGUACCUGCCGGGCGCCCUGACCGAUGUGCACAACUCGAACAACGUGACCUGCUGGCGAUCGGAACCGCGGUCCGGUUCGCUCGAUGCGGGCCCGGACAACGUAACGCUGACGCUGUCGCUCGGUAAGAAGUUCGAGCUGACGUACGUCAGCCUCAGCUUCUGCCCGUACGCACUCCGGCCGGACUCGAUGGCGAUCUACAAGAGUGCGGACUAUGGGAAGAACUGGCUGCCGUUUCAGUUCUACAGCUCCCAGUGCCGGAAGCUUUAUGGGCGGCCAACGAAGGCUCAGAUUUCGCUCAGCAACGAGCAGGAGGCCCGCUGUGUUGACCACAACCGGUACAGUGUGGAUGGGGUGCAGGGUUCGCGGAUCGCGUUCAGUACGCUCGAGGGUCGCCCAUCGGCACCGGACUUUGAUAACUCCGUCAUCCUGCAGGAUUGGGUGACGGCCACCGACAUACGCGUCAUCUUCCAUCGGUUGCAGGCACCGUCCGGGGGUGGUGGUGGCGGGGGUGGUGGCCAAUUCCCGGCCGGCUCCAAACACCAAUCAACCGAACUGAGUGGUGGAAAGUUUGGUGGCGUCGCGAAGAAGGCGUCCGAUUUUUUGCCGGUCGCGUCACGCGAACUACCGAGCGGGUCCGGUGUGCUGACGUACGCACUGUCGGACUUUGCCGUCGGUGGGCGGUGCAAGUGUAAUGGGCACGCGUCCCGUUGCAUCAAGAGCCCGGCCGAUGGGAAGCUGGAGUGCGAUUGCAAGCAUAACACGGCCGGCCGGGACUGCGAGCGCUGCAAACCGUUCUACUUCGAUCGACCGUGGGCCCGCGGUACCGUCCGGGAUGCCAACGAGUGCAAAGCCUGCCAGUGCAACGGUCACGCCCGCAAGUGUCGCUUCAAUCUCGACCUCUACAAAAUGUCCGGCCGGGUCUCCGGGGGCGUCUGCAUCGACUGCCGGCACGAUACGACCGGUCGGCACUGUCACUACUGCCGCGAGGGUUUCUACAAGGACCCGACGAAACCGAUCAGCCACAAGAAGACCUGCAAACCGUGCGACUGCCAUCCGAUCGGCUCGUCCGGCAAGAGCUGCAACCAUACGUCGGGCCAGUGCACCUGCAAGGAGGGCGUGACGGGUUUGAACUGCAAUCGGUGUGCGCGCGGCUACCAGCAGAGCCGCUCGCACAUCGCACCCUGCAUCAAGAUACCGCGGGUCAUCAAUAUCAAUCACCAGGCGCAGAACACGGCCCCGGAGUCCUACCAGUACGAUCCCGACGCCAGCGAAAGCACCAAAGAGAAUUGCGGCAAAUGUAAAUUCGAUACGAAACGAUUAAACUUGAACAAAUUCUGCAAGCGCGAUUAUGCGAUCAUGGCGAAGGUAACCGGAAGGGCGACGGCCGGCGGCAAGAAUGGGCCGCGGGAUGAGGUGCGCUUUAACCUGCAGGUGCAGUCGGUGUUCAAGACGUCCAACCCGCUGCUGACGGUGAGCCAGCGCAAAUCGACCCUCGGAUUGCUGGUGCCGGCGAAGAACCUCGACUGUCGCUGCCCGAACAUCAAGAUCAACAAAUCUUACUUGAUACUGGGGAUGGAUGCGAAGAGCAAUCCGGACAAUCUGCUGCUCGGACCGAAGACGAUCGUCAUCGAGUGGAAGGACGACUGGAAUCGGCGGCUGCGGCGGUACCAGCAGCAGGCCGCCUCCUGCUACUAGGCAGCUCACCACCAGCGGAAAGCCAACCCAGCAGCCCACCAGAAACACGCGAGACACAUACACACAAACACACACACACGUACACAUACAACCAAACAGCGGGCUCUGGAGAUCGAAGACGAGGUGAGACGACAAGGAUCGUGACGACCGAUGGCGGAACGGGUGGAACGGGUGGAACGAGGAGAGGGGGGCCCCUCCCACCCCACCCCCCUCGUGGGCAUACCACCAAUAGUAUUUUAAAUUUAUUCGUUAUAUCUUAACAUACACUCUUACACUUACACACACACACGUUACACACACAUACACACACACAGACAGAUGGGAAUCGAUGGAUUGGUCGCAAUCGUAGCGCAAUCUAAAAACCCAUCGUCAUGCUUGGGAACGUUGCUCCCCUUCCCCGCGCCCCUCUUUCACUUUUCCCCAUCUCUUUCUCACUCCUUUGUCUCUCUAUCACUCUCUCUCUCUCUUUCUCUCUUUCUCUCUUUCUGCGGAGCAUUCCGCCCCUUUGGAGCAAAGAAUCUCAUCCCCCCAAUCUGGUGCCAUUAUUUCCAUUUGCGGAUAAGAG
Messenger RNA from Anopheles darlingi, 3633 nucleotides. RefSeq names its product netrin-B-like. The record is from RefSeq and is a predicted model, not a curated record. The transcript is spliced from 7 exons. NCBI's taxonomy places the organism in Eukaryota, Metazoa, Arthropoda, Insecta, Diptera, Culicidae. Bases 912 to 3068 code for a protein of 718 amino acids. Gene Ontology annotation, molecular function: protein binding.